AUGUCGCAAUUUUAUUGGCAGUUGCAAACGAAUACACAACACGAUGCAAAGAAUGGAGAUGAAUGGAGUUAUAUUGGCUUGAUCAAUGAUAAUACCAAGGAAGGGUUGCAACAACAACAACAACAACAACAGCAGCAGCAACAACAACAACAACAACAACCCUAUUGGUGGCAUCAGCAGAAUCAAACUGGAACGGAUCCGUAUAGCGCGGCAGUAUUUGAAGGUUUUCGGGCAUCUUCUGGUGAUGGCGAUUGUAUGGAAAGUUGGCAAACAUCGACAGCACCUAAUAGCUGUAGCACAUUUUUCACGCAAGAACUGCCGGAAGAAAUUUCCAUGGAAAAAACGACUCUACCUGAAAUACAUGAGCAACAAAAUGAGCAAGUACGAUACGGUAUUCAUCAACCAAUUUUGGAUUUUGAAUAUAGCAUUGCUGGUCAUAAUGCAGAAAAAGUAACUGAUGAAAAAUUUAAUAAGCAGCAUGUUAUGAUGGAACUGGUUCCCGGUGAUGAUGCAGAAGUAUUAUUGGAUGAAGAGACAAAUAUUUCAGGUAAUAUGGCGACAGAUACAUUGCUACCAGAAGAAAAGGAGCAGUCAGUAAAUGAGACUGAAAGCGGCGUAUCAGCAGUAGCAGUGGCUCAAGUCAUUCCUAUGAUAGCAACAUCUAUUGUUACCGCGGCAGAAACAUCGUUUUCUGCCAGUGUUUUGCAUUGUAACCAAUCAUUUCCAACAACUAUUUCUUCUGCUGCAAACAUCGCUCGUGUUGGUCCUCUUUCCAACAACGACUCUUCCGGAUUUUCAGUGAAUCGUGUUGUUCCAACAUUACAGUCAAUCAUUCCUAAUCCGCAGAUGCCUCCACUCGCACCUGUUGCAAGUAGUGCUCGCUGUACUCCAUCAUUAGUUGAAGAAACUGGUGAAACACAAAAUACUGCUGCUAUUGAGGGGACACAGGAUGCUUCGAACAUCAUAUCAGGAACAGAUUCUCAACAGCCUAAUGCUACCAUGGUAUCAGCUAGAGGACAACAAUCUGUUGUGAAUAGUGCUUCUAAUCAACCAAAGAAAGCGGUUGACGAAGCCGUCAAUUCAUUUUCAACUGAUAAUGUCCAAGGGAUGCGAGAACAAAAUGAAUUGAAACAAAUUUUAACGAAGGAUGAUAAAGAGCAUAACACUGCGAUAUCGGCAUCUGCAGAACAAUCUACGGAUUCAACCGCACCUGAAGAUUCCUGCAGUAGACCUAUUGAAAAACAUAGGGAUUCUAAAAAUGUCCGAGAUCGAUAUCGAAUUAUUCGCCAACAAUAUCCGGAAGUAAUCAAGCGAUUGGAUCGUUUGAGAAUGGAAACUCAUAGCUUAGACUGGCGCCCGAUGCAGAAAGCUUCAUUAGGAGAAAUCAGCGAAAAUUCUCAUAGGUCGAUCGCAAACAGAAAGCAUAAAAAUUCAGCAGUGGUCGGCCUCGAUUCCAACGUUAAUACAAAUUCGAAGAAUGUUGAAGCGAUGUGGGAUUCUCGAUCGCCUUCCAAAAUGAAUCAUUCGUUUACGCUUCCCGACCGUAUGAGUUCUGAAGAUAACUAUGCAAGAAAUGAUGUUUAUUACGGGGAGGACUUCGUCAAUUCACUUCGUCGAAAUCGAUAUGCUCGCGCUCGAGAAUAUGAUUAUUUUUCAUCGUGUGGCACUAAAUCAGAAAUGGGUGAGAUAGGACCGUAUAGAGGUCCUGCACUUAUUAAGCACAAGCAUAUGAUGCAGAAUACAUAUGGCUAUCAUUCUUCACCCAGUUACCAAUACGAGUAUUAUCCAAGUGGCAGGCAGUCAUUGGGACCUCAUCUUGGACGACGUACAGCUCAUGAAUUAGCGAUGAUGUAUAAUGUUGAUAAUGGUCCGGCACGUCGACCCCAAUCUUCAUUUGACGUACCAUGUUCGAAAUACCAACAGUUAAAUGAAUUUGCUCAGAACUCUCAUCAGAAUGAUAGAGGGCAACAUUCGUUUGAAAGUGAGGAAGAAAGUAGUGAAAGUGACAGUGAAAUGGCACGAAUCCAUAGUGAACAGAAAAUGGCACGGCGGGUUGCUGCAGAGCGUUACAGUGCAAUGCCUUUCACAGCUCCAAAUGAGUUCUACUAUUUUGGUGUGAUACAGUUGCCACAGGAACGUGUGGAGUAUAUAAUGCGCAGAUUGCCGCCACCUCCAGAAUACUUUCAAUUACCUGCAAUUGAAAAGGCCGCUUAUUUGUUUUACUGUGUUCUCUACCGUCAUCAUUAUCUCCCGGUGGAUUUGUUUCAUAAAAAGUUCAACCGAGAAUAUUUCAGCUACAUGUGUGAAGGAGAUUCAGCUGAAGUUGCGCUCUGGAAGAUCUGCAAACAUACACAAGAAGAAUAUAUAGCUAAGCGUUCAAUAAAUCAGUUGAAGGCUUAUGAAAUGUCUCAGAAACAGUUGUUCAGCGAUGAACAUGAAACACUUGAUAGCAGACAAAGUGAACGGGGAAGUCGAUGUGAUGCUGAAGAUGAGAGCGAUCAACUCAGCAUCGAUUCUACCCCUAAAGAGCCUAUGAAAUUCCGUGUUCCGCAUUCAUUUCUAAGAUUUGGUGUUGGUGGGAAGGCAAUCAUGCUGAAUGUUCAGAAUUCAGAGAAUGUCUUAGAAAUACGUGAUCUGAAAACUUUGUUUGGUAAUCAUAAACUAUUGCGUAUUUCGAAUGCCAUUGAAUCAUUCCGAGGUCCUCUUAUUGCUGGAAUCACUCCAACUCAUUCCGUACACCUUUAUGUGCAGCGUCAAAUUGAAUUUAUUUUAAAGUCGGAAGCUUAUCUUUUAAAUCCAUCAAAUAGCUUAGAAAGUGACUGUCUUUUAAUAUGGCAGCUUUUGGAAAUGCUUGUGCAGCAGCAAGGGCGAGUAACGGGUCCGGAUUUGUCGCGGUUAUUAACGGCCGCUUUUGAUGAAUCGGAACUGGGACGAUAUGGCAAAGAAAAAUCAUGUCUUCGUACUUCUGCAAACUUCAGUGAAUAUUCUGUAGACUCCAAGGCAUAUGAUCGUUUCACACAAUUUCUUCUAGGCGGCCAUAUUAAAGAAGCUCUUGAAAGUGCAGUGAAGGAUGGGUUGUAUUCGGAUGCAAUGAUUCUGGCACGUCGCAUAUAUACGAAUGAACCGCAAGAACUUGAAAAAAUCGAAACAGCCUUUUUGUCUCAUCGAUCAGAAUUGAAUCCUGUGAUGACCCUUCUUUCUGUUGCAAAUGGACAACCGGCUCCGGUUUUGACAAGUCCACCGAUGGAUGAGGCAAAUAGCUGGCGUUCACAUGCAGCUAUAGUCCUGGCUAAUUUAAAUACCCCAACAGCUCUUGGAACGGUAUACCAACUUGGUUGCAUACUUGCUCAUCGUGGAUUGCAUGCUGCGGCUGAUUUUUGUUUCCUAGCAGUUAGCCUUUUAAUGCCAAGCUAUAAUCCAUUCGAACCAUUACCUAAAAGCGAAGGUGUGAGUGCAGAUGUUCGUCGGCACAUAACACUUAUUCAUGCGACUUUACCAGAAGAAAUGAAUUUCGUAUUUUCGAAAGGCUUCUCGAUAAUAGAUUUACAUGCUACGGAAAUUUUUCAAUAUUCCAUAAAGUUGGCCAACAAUAGCAUUCCGGUGAAUUUCAACUCGUCAAUUGCAUAUCAGUUGCAUCGUUUGGAUUAUGCAGAAAUGAUUUCGGAAUUUGGAAGUUCUACAGGAGAUGCUUUCCGGUAUUGCGUUGAAAUUGCGAAGGAAAUUUGGGACAGACAGCGCGAAAUUGAAACCGAACAGCUUGAACGACUUUACGAACUUGCUGAACGUUUGAAAUUUGUGGCAUGCGCAGAUGCGAAUAGUACGGCCUGGCUUCCAGCUUUGCGGUCUUUCAUAGAUAAGCAGCAAAAAGCAAUUGAAGAAAAUAAAAUGGUAGAUGAUGCUACAGCAGUUAACAACCAUGAUAUCGAAGAUACCAAAAUGACUGGAAAUUCCACUGAAAACAGUGAUAUUGACUUCUCUAACAUGACAGUAUUACGCGCGGGGACGAUUGAAAGACAUACGGGACAGGAGGUCAUUUUAACAGCCCCUGUAAAGCAGAACGAAGCAGAAAAUCGGAAGCCCGGAAAUAGCGAAUAUCGCAUGCAGCCCGGACAAUUGCGGGAUAGGGUUAGAAUAUGUGGCAACACAAACGCAUCGAUAAAUCCUUCUCAGCGCUCAGCACUACCAGUUUUACCAGCUAGCACAAAAGAUUUUACGGAAAGUAGCGAAACAGCUGCUUCGCCUCUUUUGUCAGAGGCUAAGGAACGAAUUUCACAUGAAACAAUGCAAAAUUAUUAUGACAAUGGUAUCGAGCGGGAAAUCUUGAAAAUGGAACAGCAAAUUGAUUUGAAAGGAGCAAACAGCGAGAUAAUGGCAGAAUGUACGACAGAUGGCAAUAGCACGUCUACAAAUAGUCAUGAAAAUACUCCUCAUCAAAAUAUUGAUCGUUUGGAAGGAAAAGUCCCAAACGGAAUGGUAACAACAGGAAAUCAGAUUCAGGAGACAUUUCAGUCUGAUCACGUGUCUCCAAUAAUUCUAAAUUCAGGUGCAAAUCAAUGCCCAAAUUUUACAACAGAGCUUUCCUCUAAACAACAAUCUGAUAUGGUUAAAAAGGAUGAAAAAACACAUAGUGAGGAGAAAAUUGUAAAUGAUCAUCGUCAGAAUUCGGGACUGUUUUCAAAACUAAAAGCAACGAUUGCAAAAGCAAUCCCAUCAAGCAAUGAAAUGAUUCUUCCCGACGACAAACAUCCGUCGAUUGUAUGGGAUCCGAAACUCAAUAGGUACGUUGGUGAAGGAAUUGAGGAAGAAUCAGCCCCAGAGCCACCGCCAUCGGUUACGCCAAGUUCGGAAAAGGUGAAUGGGUUAACACAUCGUAAUGUUGGUGGAUUAGUUGCUGCUCGACUAAGUGGUGGGUCAAGGUAUUUCAACCCACUCAUCGAAAUAUCAUCUUCAAAGUCGGCAUCUCAGGCUGUCCCGCUUUUACCACCAGCACCUGCUACUGCCAGUUUUGGCUUUAUACCCUCAAUGCCAGAUGAUAAUGAAGCAUUGACAGAAAGUCCAUUCAGUGUCCACACUGUUCCGUUAUCAAAGGAGGCUGAAACUGCUGAACAAGUGCCAUCGAAUCGGUAA
Molecule: messenger RNA, 5127 nt
Organism: Acanthocheilonema viteae
Lineage: Eukaryota; Metazoa; Nematoda; Chromadorea; Rhabditida; Onchocercidae
Source: the annotation of a GenBank genome assembly